Messenger RNA from Lucilia sericata (common green bottle fly), 1784 nucleotides. RefSeq lists its product as uncharacterized. The record is from RefSeq and is a predicted model, not a curated record. Lineage: Eukaryota; Metazoa; Arthropoda; Insecta; Diptera; Calliphoridae. The coding region runs from base 948 to 1670 and encodes 240 amino acids. The transcript is spliced from 2 exons.
ACAUGCUCUUUUAUCAAUGAUUUUAAGCACAUACAUACCCUGGGGAGUCAUAUGAAACAAAAAGUUAUACAUACAUUACUUUUCUUUUGAUUUACAUUAAAUUUUCUAUAAAAUGAUCACAACAUUUUCUUAGAAUUUUUAAAAAAUGUACAUAUUUAAAUUAAGCACUUAAUUAAAAAUUUAAGCAUCUGCACAAUGCAAUUUUCUUAAAGCUUAUAAUUAAAUUUAAAAAAGUCUACUCUAUUAGGAUUCAUAUUGCCAAACAUAUCGAAUACAACUGUUAAUUUCAAUUAUAUAUGAAUAAAUUCCUAGAAGCUAAUUUGUUUGUAACACAGACAAAGAUAAAAAACUGCUUAUAAGUGUCUUUAAUAAAAUAAUAACAGAAUCAAACUACACACCUAUAUACUGUGUAAUACUUAAAGCCAUGUUAACAUGACAUGCUGAAACACACGUUAAGAAGCUUUCUGUAUAAAUAUUGAAAAGGAUAAUAAAGAAUAUCUAAAUUUAAACAAGUUUUUUUCUUAUUCUUUUUUUAACAAGCUUCAAACAAAAAAUUUUCAUGAGAAGAUUUAUUUUAGAUUUAAAUUUAAAAAUAUUUAAAACAGCUUGAAGUAGCUUAAACAAAUUUAAAACAAAAUUGUUGCUAAACAUAAAUAGAUUUAAUUACAUGAAUUUGCAAAAGACCUUUUGCAAAGCACUUAAAAAUAUGCUUUAAAUUUAUAGUUAGUAUUAUGUGCAGCAAACAGGAAAAAUUAAAACUGAAUUAAUAAAAUUUUCUACAAAUUACGAAAUUUUAUAACUUUCUGUUUGUUUCUCCUUUGUUUUGGAUAUACGAUAAAAAACAUAUUUAUUUUAAAAUUGAUUUAUUUACCUGCAUUGUUUCUGUUUUUCUCUUUUUUCUUGUCUUUUAAACUAAACGUCCUCAACAUUCCCAGCAGCAGCUACAGAUGCAUAGUUGUUUUAGCAGUAAUAGCAGUUACAACAAAUAUUGUCUUGGCGGUAGGGCCAGCGAAUGUAAUCGUAAUUUCAACAAUGACUAUAAUGAAAAACAUCAACAACAGCAUCCUUACCAGCAUCAUCGUUCUUCUUCAUCCUCCAAUUUCUCUAAUGGUACUACCACAAGUCGACUGGGAGCGGGAGGAGGCAGUGGUCGUCAAUGGCAGCAUGCUAAUGGCGCUGGGAAUCGUGAUGAGAAUGACGGACCUAUUGCUGCUGUCGCCACAUCCAACACCUGUCAUAGUGGUAGUUCGAAUUUUCGUACCGAUGUUGUUCGCCAUCCAUCUUCAUUAUUUUUACGCAAUAAACCCACUACUUUUAAGGCUAUAGUUGCAUCGCCAACUAACGAAUGUAACAAUGAUAAACUACACAUAUCACCUCAUACACAACAGCACCAAAGCUCUACUUUGACCACCUCAUCGUCAGCUUUGCUAACGGCCCACCAUCAGGAAACAAAUAACUAUUGGCGUUCAUCGCAUGCUGGUAAUGCGAAUCUAAUGGAUAGAUCACUCUUACGCAAUCAUGACGUCACCGAGAGAUUCAGUACUCUAAGUCUUCCUACAACCUCUGCUUUACUAUUUAGUAUUUUAUAUCAUGACCAUUUAAUAACAUUGUUCAAUAAUAUUAUACAGUUCAACAGAACUAAAACGAAGCCGCGUAUUGUUAUUUUUUAAGAUAGUUUAACUUUCUGAAGACUGAUAUGUUACCUUGUAUAAAAUAUAAUAUUCAUUGGGAAAGAUAGGCAUAGGUACUGAUCUUAAAAAUAUUAGUAAAUUUAAGAAAAUAAA